UGGCCGCUUCUGCGUCUGCGCAACUACGGGCGUAGGUGUUCGGCUUUGAAAUGCAGCGGGAUUUAGUGAGUUUGCCCCUGUCCCCAGCGGUGAGGGUGAAGCUGGUGUCUGCAGGUUUCCAGACUGCUGAGGAACUCCUAGAGGUGAAACCCUCCGAGCUCAGCAAAGAAGUUGGGAUAUCUAAAGAGGAAGCCUUAGAAACUCUGCAAAUUAUAAGAAGAGAAUGUCUCACAAAUAAAACAAGUUAUUCUGGUAAAGCUGAGUCAGGCAAGAAGUGCACAGCACUGGAACUUCUUGAGCAGGAGCAUACCCAGAGUUUCAUAAUUACCUUCUGUUCAGCACUAGAUAAUAUUCUUGGGGGUGGCAUACCCUUAACCAAAACAACAGAAAUUUGUGGUGCACCAGGUGUUGGAAAAACACAAUUAUGUAUGCAGUUGGCAGUAGAUGUGCAGAUACCAGAAUGUUUUGGAGGAGUGGAAGGUGAAGCAGUUUUUAUUGAUACAGAGGGGAGUUUUAUGGUUGAUAGAGUGGUAGACCUUGCUAAUGCCUGCAUUCAGCACCUGCAGCUUAUAGCAGGAACACAUAUGGGAGAAGAGCACCCAAAAGCUUUGCAGGAUUUCACUCUUGAAAAUAUUCUUUCCCAUAUUUAUUAUUUUCGUUGUCGUGACUACACAGAGCUACUGGCACAAGUUUAUCUGCUUCCAGACUUCCUUUCAGAACACUCAAAGGUUCGAUUAGUGAUAGUGGAUGGUAUUGCUUUUCCUUUUCGUCAUGACCUAGAUGACCUAUCUCUUCGUACUCGGUUACUAAAUGGCCUAGCGCAGCAAAUGAUCAGCCUUGCAAAUAACCACAGAUUAGCUGUAAUUUUAACCAAUCAGAUGACAACAAAGAUUGAUAAAAAUCAGGCCUUGCUGGUUCCUGCACUGGGGGAAAGUUGGGGGCAUGCUGCUACAAUACGACUAAUCUUUCAUUGGGACCAGAAGCGAAGAUAGGACUGAGAGGAGCUUCAAGAUGGCGAAAGAGUAAGACGCAGAGAUCACCUUCCUCUCCACAAAUACAUCAGAAAUACAUCUACAUGUGGAACAGCUCCUACAGAACACCUACUGAACGCUGGCAGAAGACCUCAGACCUCCCAAAAGGCAAGAAACUCCCCAGGUGCCUGGGUAGGGCAAAAGAAAAAAGAAAAAACAGACAAAAGAAUAGGGACGGGACCUGCACCAGUGGGAGGGAGCCGUGAAGGAGGAAAGGUUUCCACACACUAGGAAGCCCCUUCGCGGGCGGAGACUGCGGGUGGCGGAGGGGGGAAGCUUUGGAGCCAUGGAGGAGAGCGCAGCAACAGGGGUGCGGAGGGCAAAAUGGAGAGAUUCCCGCACAGAGGAUCAGGGCCGACCAGCACUCACCAGCCCAAGAGGCUUGUCUGCUCACCCGCCGGGGCCGGCGGGGGUUGGGAGCUGAGGCUCGGGCUUCGGAGGUCGGACCCCAGGGAGAGGAGUGGAGUUGGCUGCGUGAACACAGCCUGAAGGGGGCUAGUGCGCCACAGCUAACCGGGAGGGAGUCCAGGAAAAGUCUGGAGACUUUUUCUUGCCUCUUUGUUUCCUGGUGCUCGAGGAGAGGGGAUUAAGAACGCCGCUUAAAAAGAGCUCCGAGAUGGGCACGAGCUGCGGCUAUCAUCAACGCGGACCCCAGAGACGGGCGUGGGACGCUAAGGCGGCUGCUGCCGCCACCAAGAAGCCUGUGUGCAAGCACAGGUCACUAUCCACACCGCCCCUCCCGGGAGCCUGUGCAACCCCGCCACUGCCAGGAUCCCGUGAUCCAGGGACAACUUCCCAGGGAGAACGCACGGCGCCUUAGGCUGGUGCAAUGUCAUGCUGGCCUCUGCCGCCUAGGCUCGCCCCGCACUCUGUACCCCUCCGUCCCCCUGGCCUGAGUGAGCCAGAGCCCCCGAAUCAGCUGCUCCUUUAACCCCAUCCUGUCUGAGGGAAGAACAGACGCCCUCAGGCAACCUACACACAGAGGCGGGGCCAAAUCCAAAACUGAACCCCAGGAGCUGUGCGAACGAAGAAGAGAAAGGGAAAUUUCUCCCAGCAGCCUCAGGAGCAGCGGAUUAAAUCUCGAAAAUCAACUUGAUGUACCCUGCAUCUGUGGAAUACUUGAAUAGACAAUGUAUCAUCCCAAAUUGAGGAGGUGGACUUUGGGAGCAAAGAUAUAUAUAUUUUUUUCACUUUUUCUCUUUUUGUGAGUGUGUAUGUGUAUGCUUCUCUGUGUGAUUUUGACUGUAUAGCUUUGGUUUUACCAUUUGUCCUAAGGUUCUGCCUGUAUGUUUUUUUGUUUUGGUUUGGCUUUUUUUACUUCUUAAAAUUUUUUUCUUAAUAAUUAUUUUUUAUUUUAAUUAUUUUAUUUUAUUUUACUUUAUCUUCUUUCUCUCUUUCUUUCCUUCUAUAUUUUUCUCCCUUUUAUUCUGAGCCAUGUGGAUGACAGGCUCUUGGUGCUCUAGCCAGGCGUCAGGGCUGUGAUUCUGAGGUGGGAGAGCCAAGUUCAGACACUGGUCCACAAGAGACCUCCCAGCUCCACGUAAUAUCAAACGGUGAAAAUCUCCCAGAGAUCCCCAUCUCAACGCCAAGACCCAACUUCACUCAACGACCAGCAAGCUGCAGUGCUGGACACUCUAUGCCAAACAGCUAGCAAGACAGGAACAGUGUACGAAAGGGAGACCCCAAACACAGUAAGUUAAGCAAAAUGAGAAGACAGAAAAACACACAGCAGAUGAAGGAGCAAGGCAAAUACCCACCAGACCUAACAAAGGAAGAGGAAAUAGGCAGUCUACCUGAAAAAGAAUUCAGAAUAAUUAUAGUAAAGAUGAUCCAAAAUCUUGGAAAUAGAAUAGAGAAAAUGCAAGAAACGUUUAACAAGGGCCUAGAAGAACUAAAGAGCAAACAAACAGUGAUGAAGAACACAAUAAGUGAAAUUAAAAAUGCUCUAGAAGGGAUCAAUAGCAGAAUAACUGAGGCAGCAGAACGGAUAAGUGACCUGGAAGAUAAAAUAGUGGAAAUAACUACUGCAGAGCAGAAUAAAGAAAAAAGAAUUAAAAGAAUUGAGGACAGUCUCAGAGACCUCUGGGACAACAUUAAACACACCAACAUUCGAAUUAUAGGGGUGCCAGAAGAAGAAGAGAAAAAGAAAGGGACUGAGAAAAUAUUUGAAGAGAUUAUAGUUGAAAACUUCCCUAAUAUGGGAAAGGAAAUAGUUAAUCAAGUCCAGGAAGCAAAGAGAGUCCCAUACAGGAUAAAUCCAAGGAGAAACUUGCCAAGACACAUAUUAAUCAAACUCUCAAAAAUUAAAUACAAAGAACAAAUAUUAAAAGCAGCAAGGGAAAAACAACAAAUAACACACAAGGGAAUGCCCAUAAGGUUAACAGCUGGUCUUUCAGCAGAAACUCAGCAAGCCAGAAGGGAGUGACAGGACAUAUUUAAAGUGAUGAAGGAGAAAAACAUACAACCAAGAUUACUCUACCCAGCAAGGAUCUCAUUCAGAUUUGACAGAGAAAUUAAAAGCUUUACAGACAAGCAAAAGCUAAGAGAAUUCAGCACCACCAUGGAGAACAGUAUGGAGGUGCCUUAAAAAACUGAAAAUAGAACUACCAUAUGACCCAGUAAUCCCACUACUGGGCAAAUACCCUGAGAAAACCAUAAUUCAAAAAGAGUCAUGUACCAAAAUGUUCAUUGCAGCUCUAUUUACAAUAGACAGGACAUGGAAGCAACCUAAGUGUCCAUCAACAGAUGAAUGGAUAAAGAAGAUGUGGCACAUAUAUACAAUGGAAUAUUACUCAGCCAUAAAAGGAAAUGAAAUUGAGUUAUUUGUAGUGAGGUGGAUGGACCUAGAGUCUGUCAUUGAGAGUGAAGUAAGUCAGAAAGAGAAAAACAAAUACCAUAUGCUAACACAUAUAUAUGGAAUCUAAGAAAACAAAAAUGGUCAUGGAGAACCUAGGGGCAAGACGUGAAUAAAGACACAGAUCUACUAGAGAAUGGACUUGAGGAUAUGAGGAGGGGGAAGGGUAAGCUGGGACAAAGUGAGAGAGUGGCAUGGACAUAUAUACGCUACCAAACGUAAAAUAGAUAGCUAGUGGGAAGCAGUUGCAUGGCACAGGGAGAUCAGCUUGGUGCUUUGUGACCACCUAGCUAGAGGAGUGGGAUAGGGAGGAUGGGAGGGAGGGAGACGCAAGAGGGAAGAGAUAUGGGAACGCAUGUAUAUGUAUAACUGAUUUACUUUGUUAUAAAGCAGAAACUAACACACCAUUGU
Molecule: messenger RNA, 4296 nt
Organism: Orcinus orca (killer whale)
Lineage: Eukaryota; Metazoa; Chordata; Mammalia; Artiodactyla; Delphinidae
Gene: RAD51C
Product: RAD51 paralog C
Exons: 8
Coding region: 51-992 (313 amino acids)
Biological process (GO): reciprocal meiotic recombination; DNA repair; meiotic DNA recombinase assembly
Cellular component (GO): replication fork; Rad51B-Rad51C-Rad51D-XRCC2 complex; Rad51C-XRCC3 complex
Molecular function (GO): ATP binding; four-way junction DNA binding; crossover junction DNA endonuclease activity
Source: RefSeq, a predicted model, not a curated record